AUGUGUGAACCGAAAGUAAAUUUAAGCGAUGAAGAAUGGAAAGUAAAAUUAACGCCGGAACAAUUUCGUGUAUUACGUCAAAAGGGAACAGAGCAGGCUUAUACUGGCGAAUAUGAAAAUCAUGAAGACGAUGGCGUUUAUAAAUGUGCUGGAUGUGAUGCACCAUUAUACAAUUCCACAACAAAAUUUCAAUCGGGAUGUGGAUGGCCAGCAUUUUUCAACGCUAUUCCUGACGCUAUCACUCGAAAAACAGAUACUAAUAGAAAACAUACUGAAAUUCUUUGCUCAAAUUGUGGCAGUCAUUUAGGACAUGUAUUUAAAAAUGAACGUUUCAAAAACGGAGCACAAACAUCAAACGAAAGACAUUGUGUUAAUAGUAUAUGCCUAAAAGUUGGACAAGUGAAAUAUAUUCAAAUGAUAAUGACAGAUCAUGAUUUUCCUCCAUUGAAAAAUAAUUUAAUAUUACGUGCAUGUCGUGGCGAACAUGUUGAUCACAUUCCUGUAUGGAUUAUGCGUCAAGCUGGACGUUAUUUACCAGAAUAUUUAGAAUUACGUAAACAACAUUCCUUUUUUGAUAUAUGUCGUACACCGGAGUUGGCAUGCGAAGUCACAUUACAACCAAUUCGUCGAUUUGAUCUCGAUGCAGCUAUUAUUUUUUCGGAUAUUCUUGUUGUUCCACAAGCACUUGGCAUGGAAAUAGAUAUGUUACCAAAAGAAGGACCAAGAUUUCGUCAACCACUUACGGUACCGGCUGAUAUCAAACUAAGAAUUGAUCGUACGAAACAAGCGAAACAAGAAUUAAAAUAUGUCUAUGAUGCCAUUACAUUGACAAGACAACAGUUGAAUGGACAAUGUCCACUGAUCGGAUUUGCAGGAGCACCAUGGACAUUGAUGUCAUACAUGAUCGAAGAAAUAUCGAAAGCUGGUUGGUCGACAAUUGACCAAUCAGAUGAGUUUUCGCUUGGCAUAUUGGGUACUGCCUGGAGAAAAGAUUCUCCGUUGGCUUUGAAAUUAUAA
Messenger RNA from Didymodactylos carnosus, 1017 nucleotides. The record is from the annotation of a GenBank genome assembly. Lineage: Eukaryota; Metazoa; Rotifera; Eurotatoria; Philodinida; Philodinidae.